Poeciliopsis prolifica (blackstripe livebearer) is the source of this 3139-nucleotide messenger RNA. It is a transcript of the gene acad8, whose product is annotated as acyl-CoA dehydrogenase family, member 8. Gene Ontology annotation, molecular function: flavin adenine dinucleotide binding; acyl-CoA dehydrogenase activity. Bases 7 to 1266 code for a protein of 419 amino acids. Gene Ontology annotation, biological process: lipid metabolic process. Lineage: Eukaryota; Metazoa; Chordata; Actinopteri; Cyprinodontiformes; Poeciliidae. The record is from RefSeq and is a predicted model, not a curated record. The transcript has 11 exons.
AUAAACAUGGCCGCCCUCGGACCUCUGUCAAGAAUAACCCGGCUUGGAUGCAACUUCUGUCGGAACCACCGCUUGAUGCUGAACAGAAACUCUCAGAAACGAGGAAUAGCUUCGUGUAUUGACCCUUCAUAUGGACUCACAGACGAGCAGAAGGAGUUUCAGAAAGUGGCCUUUGACUUUGCAGCCAAUGAAAUGGCUCCACACAUGGCGGAGUGGGACCAAAAGGAAGUCUUCCCAGUGGAAACGAUGCGGAAAGCGGCCCAGUUAGGGUUCGGAGGCAUCUACACUCGGCCGGAGGUCGGGGGGUCAGGCCUGUCUCGUCUGGACACGUCCAUCAUUUUUGAGGCCCUGUCCACUGGAUGUGUUAGCACCACAGCUUACAUUAGCAUCCACAACAUGUGUGCCUGGAUGAUUGACACCUUUGGGAAUGACGAGCAGAGGGAGAGGUUCUGUCCUGACCUCUGCUCCAUGGAAAAGUUUGCAUCCUACUGUCUGACUGAACCAGGCAGUGGCAGUGACGCCGCUUCACUCCUCACAUCCGCUCAGCGGAAAGGGGACCAUUAUGUCUUAAAUGGCUCCAAGGCGUUUAUCAGUGGGGGAGGAGACACCGACGUGUAUGUUGUGAUGUGCAGAACGGGAGGCAAGGGGCCGAAAGGAAUCUCAUGUUUGGUGGUGGAAAAAGGAACACCAGGCCUCAGUUUCGGCAAGAAGGAGAAGAAGGUAGGCUGGAACUCUCAGCCAACCAGGGCCGUGAUAUUCGAGGACUGUGUCAUCCCUGCGACCAACCGGCUGGGCGAGGAAGGACAAGGCUUCAACAUCGCAAUGAAGGGCCUGAAUGGAGGCAGGAUUAAUAUCGCUUCCUGUUCUCUGGGAGCAGCGCACGCCUCCGUGCUGCUUGCGAGGGAUCACCUGCUGGUGCGGAAGCAGUUUGGCGAAACGCUCGCCAACAACCAAUUUCUGCAGUUCAAACUGGCAGAAAUGGCCACCAAGCUGGUGGCGUCUCGCCUGCUGGUGCGCGAGGCCGCCACGGCGCUACAGGAGAACCGAGCCGACGCCGUUUCGCUCUGCUCCAUGGCCAAGCUUUUCGUCACGGACGAGUGCUUCGACGUCUGCAACCAGGCUCUCCAGAUGCACGGUGGCUACGGUUACCUAAAAGAUUACGCAGUGCAGCAGUUUGUGCGCGACAUCCGAGUCCAUCAGAUUCUCGAGGGAACCAACGAGGUGAUGAGGAUGAUCAUUUCUCGAAACCUACUCACAGAAUCGUGAUAAAUCUGUUCCCCCUCCAGACGAACGGCGGACCGCGUAGUUUUGAUUUAUUGCGGCAGCGUGGCCGGUCCUGUUCACACUUCUUCCAGUUUUGACAGAAAUUCUCAGAGAGGUUGGUGUAAAUGAGAUGUUAUUUUUGAGGUAAAGCAUGAGAUUAUUUGCUGAGUUAGGAGCUGUGACAGGGCUCUUAGAGUAGGAAUCAAGAUUAUCCUCUAGUGCAAAGUGCAGCACCUUAUCAGGAACUGCACAGGUUUAAAAGUCUACAAUCAUAGCUCAUUAAAACUGAAAUAUUGGCCACAUAAAUGUUUUUCUCAUUUAUCUGCCCAAGUUAAAAUAAAAGAACCUAGUCUCCUGCUCAGAUUUUGUAAAGUAACAGACAGAUAUAAUGAUAGUUUAUGGUCAAGCUUUCACUCCCAGAACACUCCUCUUACACUGCAAAAACACAAAGUAGUUUUGUCUUGCAAAUAUCUUUGAACAAUUUAAAAUAAUCAAAACUAACUUACAAGUAACUUUUCUUCAAGGUUUAAGAGCUUCUCCUAAAUCAACAAUCCCUUAAAAUGGAUAAGAACAAGUGGGAGAUUAUUUAAUUUACAACAAGAUAGAAGUAGAAAAAUCCACCAGUACUGGAACUGGUCCUUUUUUCAAAAUUAAAGUUAACAAAUUCUUCACUUGAAACAAAUUGCAAUAAGAAAGACGUUGCAGAGACAUUAUUUGCCCUUAAAAACUAAACAAAAGUACUGACUAAGACUUUAAUUUUGCAGCAUAAGGGAUUUAUAUUUUUUUCUGUACUCAAGGGCUAAAGUUACUGUAAUAUCUCCAUUACAUACAAACAGCCCAUCUUUACCUCUUGGAACACUCAAUAGAAACAUGUUUAAGAGAAACACGUUAAAUUAUUAUUUUCUAGGUGUUGUACGUUUUCAUCUUUUUGGAUCAGAUGUACAUACACUUUACAAAAACGUCCACUUCUGUCUCAUCACUUCAUCGAAGACUCCAUUUUCCAAAAAGUCUUGGGAUCCACCAAAUCCCAAACAUGCUGGACACUCUUCUGUUUCGUCCUCCAUUUGCGGACGAGACGGCUCACUACUUGUGUUGUAACUCUUUAAAGACUGAUGGGUGAUUUCCUUUGUGAUAGAACUUCUUCAGAUUGGAGAAUGCUAUUUGGCAUUCUUUUGUGGCCGACUUCAUGUCGUCAGAGAGUUUCUGGCAGUUCUCAUGCCCGAGUGUUGAAAAUGAAAUUGAACUCAGAUUUCCAAAACGCAGCGGACCACUGUUGAUUUGACACAAGGCAGAAACGACUUAAUCACGUGGUUGGUUUGGAGGGGUUUGUCUCUCAUUACACAAUUGCAAGAUGUCUCUGAUAUUAAAAGGAGUAUACAAAACGUUUGACAAAUCCGCCAAAACAAAAGGACUUUAGAAGUUGGUAAAUAUUUCCUCACAUGCUGAAAAUCAUGACUUGAUGCUUAUUUUAUUUUUUUUAUAAUGUGAGGUUUGGGCUGAAAAAAACAAACUACAAAGAUCCCAAAUAGCAGAUAGAAGUUUAUGGUUAAUUAUACUGAGGGAUGAAGGUUUGAAGACAUUACUGUCACAGUUUAUAAGCUUAGAAUGCAAAGUUACAUUCACUAGUUACUGAAAAAAAUGUAAAUUUGAUGCUUCUGGAAAUGACUUUAUAAAAUCAGAUGUCUUUAAAUUGUUGGUUUGUAAAGAGUCAAACAGUGGUGUCAAUAACACAUUUUUGUUCCAAGUGGCCUUCCAUGUCCCGUCUGUCAUUGUAAGAGCAUUUUGAGUGUGUUUUUAUCCAGAUUUGUAGUCUGUGUUCAGCUGAAAGGUUGGGUUUGCACUCCAUAAUAAAAUGUCUAAUCGUCCUCAAAACAAA